Vigna radiata var. radiata (mung bean) is the source of this 1172-nucleotide messenger RNA. Its product is annotated as protein Mpv17. The transcript has 7 exons. The record is from RefSeq and is a predicted model, not a curated record. Bases 104 to 850 code for a protein of 248 amino acids. Lineage: Eukaryota; Viridiplantae; Streptophyta; Magnoliopsida; Fabales; Fabaceae. Gene Ontology annotation, cellular component: membrane; cytoplasm.
UGAACUUGAAACGGUGCGUUUUGUCUGUUUGGUCCCAAUCCGAAGUUGGAGUUUCGCUAUAAAAGCGAAAAAAAAUCUCGAGUUUGGAGGGUAAAAUUGUAGAAUGGACGCUAUUGGAAAUGGGUGUUGGGGGCUGUGGAAGUGGAAUCCGCUACCGCAGUCUCGACGGCGUCGUGUACGUCGCAAUUCCGGUUCGGCGGGUGCAACCGGCGGAGGUGGUUACCGGUUUCCGGUUAAGCAAGCGCUGACCGCGGCCUCCCUCGCCCUCACCGGCGACACAAUCGCUCAGCUUAGCAACCGUUGGAAGAAAGCUAAGGAGGGUGGUGACAAUAUAUCUCAGGAUGAACUAUGGAGCCACCUUUCAGACCAUGAUUGGCUACGAGCCCUUCGAAUGACUUCCUAUGGACUCCUUUUGUAUGGUCCUGGUUCUUAUGCCUGGUACCAGUGUCUUGACCACUUUCUCCCCAAACCAACGGUACAGAACCUAAUGUUAAAGGUUUUACUAAACCAGAUUGUGUUAGGUCCAUGUGUCAUUGCUGUUGUUUUUGCAUGGAACAAUUUAUGGCAACGGAGGCUCUCUGAGCUUCCAGAAAAAUACAGAAGAGAUGCUCUUCCAACGUUACUUUAUGGUUUUAGAUUCUGGAUCCCUGUCAGUGUAUUAAAUUUCUGGCAAACUUUUGAAUCUCACUCAGUGACUACUGCUGGCCCAAGAAGUUCAACAUUCUUCUCGUUGGGCGAGGCUUCUGGUUGUUGGGCGAAAAGGGUGGUGCCUCUUCAAACUCGAGUGGCUUUCAUGUCAAUGGGCUCAAUCUUCUGGAAUUUCUACUUGUCAUCAACAAUGACCAAGUAAAAUGCAUUGUUUACCAACAAGUUGCUUUGUUUGCAAUUUUUACAUCGUGAGUUUAAUCAGAAUCUGAUAGUGUUGGAAGUUGGAUGUUACCAUUGUUGCUGCCAUAUGCAUGAAAAAAAUAGUUACAUUUUUUCAUUUUCACAUGAAAAGUUAUCCGGUAAGGUGUUAGCUUUCAAGAAGGAAUGCUAUUAAUUUUGGAUAAUUUGUGUUUGUUUUUAUGGAUGAACAAUGUUCACUAUAUGCAAUUAAUUGUAACUAAAUCUAACUAAUUAUUAUUAUUAUCAAAGUUUAUAAUCCUUUGACUUUAUGUAAAAAUUACCAC